Messenger RNA from Cryptomeria japonica (Japanese cedar), 3083 nucleotides. RefSeq lists its product as uncharacterized. The coding region runs from base 491 to 2818 and encodes 775 amino acids. Gene Ontology annotation, molecular function: protein dimerization activity; DNA binding. The record is from RefSeq and is a predicted model, not a curated record. NCBI's taxonomy places the organism in Eukaryota, Viridiplantae, Streptophyta, Pinopsida, Cupressales, Cupressaceae. The transcript is spliced from 6 exons.
GCCAGGACUCGCCAAAACUCGGCGAGUCACGGGUCGAGUCACCCUCAGCGAGUCCUGGGUGGCUCGAACCCGGACUCGGCGAGUUUUGGCCGAGUCCUGGUGAGUCCUGGAACUCGGUGACUCGGCUCGGACCCGGCGAGUCCCAAGCCCAAAACACGGCCGGCGUAAACAGCCGAAAAAAGCAAAAAAAAAACAUUUAAAAAAUGGUUUUGCUUGCUUUUUUUUUUCAUUUAUAUUUUUAGCUUAGUUGUAAAAGGCAUCUCAUUUCAUUCUAUUGAAAAAAUAGGAGGAGAAGAGUGAGUUGUGAGGAAAAAGAAGAGAGCAUAGUAGGGCAACCAGCAAGGAGGAGGAGUAGAAUUUCUUCAACAAAUCACAUUGGGGCAGUGUAAUACUUGCAUUUGGUGCAUCAAAAGCUUGUUAGAGAGGAUUGGAAAGAGGUUGCAUUUCAUUUCAACCUUCUUAUAAGAGCAACCUUCAACUUUUGAAAACAAUGUCUACUUCCAGUCCUCCUCAUAGAGCAAUCCCGGGUAGAAAAGAUCCAGCUUGGAAAUAUACAGAACCUUUUCCUGGGCAAAAAAAAGGAGAGGCAAAAUGUAAAUUUUGCAAAACAAUCUUUCAUGGAGGCAUAAAUAGAUUGAAAUACCACCUUGCCGGCAUACGUGGCCAUGAUGCAGAGCCUUGCACAAAAGCACUUCCUGAGGCUAUUCGUGAGUGCCAAGUGCUAUUAGAAAUAUUUGAGACUCGAAAAGAAAUAAAGAAGAGGCAAAGGGAGGAGUUGGCUCAAGCUAGCAUUGGUUGUGUUGGAGAGGCCUCUUCCAUGCCUUCAUAUUGUCCUAGUGGGAGUGCUAGUGCUUCUGUUGCCGGUAGUGUCAGUGCUAGUGGUAGUAUCAAUGCAACUCCAACCAUUGGUCCUAGAGUUCGUAAAUCUAGGAUGGAUUCAUAUUUUGAGCCACGCACUACUCCUGGUGCCCAACCUUCACUUGAGAGCAUGGCUUGGAACAAAGAGGUACACAAUAAGGCUAAAGCUGCAAUUGGAAGAUUUUGGUUUUAUUGCAAUAUUCCAUUCUUCGCAGCCAGGUCUCCUUAUUGGCAAAGCAUGGUUGAUGCCAUUGCUAUUUGUGGGGCGGGUUUCAAAGCCCCUUCUGAUUCCGAGAUAAGUGGCCCAAUCUUGAUAGAAUCGGUGGCUGAUGUAAAAGCCACAUUAGAGGAACAUCGAGAGAUAUGGAAGAAGAAGGGUUGCACCAUCAUGACCGAUGGUUGGACUGAUAGGAGAAAUCGGACGCUCCUAAAUUUUCUUGUUUCUUCUGCAGGUGGCACCAUGUUCAUUAAGUCCAUUGAUGCUUCCGCACAUUCUAAAAAUGCCACUUACCUAUGUGAGGUUAUAGAGGAGGUCAUAUAUGAAGUGGGCGAGGAGAAUGUAGUACAAGUGGUGACCGAUAAUGCAGCAAAUUAUGUUGCUGCAGGUAAACUUUUGAUGGAGAGGCACCCAUCUAUAUUUUGGUCUCCUUGUGCUGCCCAUUGCAUUGACCUCAUGUUGGAGGACAUUGCUAAGAUUGCAUGGAUCAGGACAUGUGUAGAGAAGGCAAAAAAGAUUUGCAAAUUUGUAUACAAUCAUGCAUGGGUCCUUAGCUUAAUGAGGCAAUACACGGGGCAGAAGGAGUUGGCUCGUCCUGGAAUCACUAGAUUUGCCACUAACUUCAUCACAUUGCAAUCCUUGAUUCGCAGUAAGGCAGCUUUGAGAUGUAUGCUUGUUGGUGAGGAGUGGACUUCCUCAUCCUAUCCUACGAGUGUUGCAGGAGUUGAUGUUGCAGAUUACAUUUUUGAUGAGCCAGGCUUUUGGACCCCUUGUGCUGAGAUCGUGAAGUUCAUUGAGCCCUUGGUAGUUCUCCUACGUGUUGCUGACGGGGAGAAGCCCGCAAUGGGCUACAUAUACGAGGGCAUGGAUAGGGCCAAGGAGGGCAUCAGAUCUGCCUAUGAAGGGGAUGAGAGUAAGUAUCGUCCCAUUUGGGAUAUCAUUGACAGGAGAUGGCAGACCCAGCUUCACAGGCCCCUUCAUGCAGCUGCUUAUUACCUCAAUCCGGCAUUCCAUUUCCGCCCUGAUUUCAAGGCGGAUGAGGAGGUUCUUAGUGGGCUCUACUUAGUGAUAGAGCGAAUGUCGCCUGGUCAUAGCAGCAAUAUAGUCCAGGAGCUGGAGGCUUUUUCUAAUGCUGAAGGGGAGGUCUUCUCUCGUAUGCUUUGCAAAGAAAAUCGGACAAAAAUGCAGCCAGAUAGGUGGUGGCAGAUGUUUGGUCCUAAAACACCAAAUCUUCAACAGGUAGCCAUUCGUAUUUUGAGCCAACCAUGCAGUGCUUUCGGUUGUGAGCGCAAUUGGAGUAUGUUUGAGCACAUACACUCCAAGAGGCGCAAUAGACUGUCUGUGGAGAGGUUGAAUGAUCUAGUCUUUGUUCAUUACAACCUCCGUCUUAGACACAAACAGGUUAUGGACCAUGACAGCACCCCGAUCACGCUAGAGGAGGUUGAUCCAGAAUCUGAGUGGAUCAGUGAGGCUACAGAUCCUAUGUUUGGUGAUGAGGACUUAGAUUGGAUUGACGAGGUAGAUAGAGAGGCUGAGGUUGUAGCCAUGGCAGAGGAGGAGGUUAGAGCGCGAGGAGAGCCAGAGCCAGAGCCAGAGCCAGAGCCAGAGCUAGAGCCAGACACAGCUGAUGUUUGUGAGGGUAGAAUGGAGUCACGGGCAGAGAGUAUGGCUGUUGAUGCAUCUAGGACCUACCUUAGGGUUAGACGCCUUUGUAGGAAGGACCCAGGCUCCUUUGAGCCAUAGACUUGUAGUUGUUUUACUUUUGAUAUAUGUGUGGAACUGGAACAUUUGAAUUUUGAUGUCAUGGAUUUGAUAUUCCAUGAGUUUUGUAAUAUUUUUACAUUUGACACUAUUUAUAUAUCUAUGGUUAUUGGUUGCUAUUUCCUUCAGCUACAAUUUGUGUUUAUACUAAUGUGAUCGAUGUAUACUUGUGUAUGUGAUCAAAUUAACUUCUAUUUGAUGAUGUUAUUGUGUAUUUAAGGUUUGUUUAAUAAAGGGUGCAUGAAAC